Molecule: messenger RNA, 1675 nt
Organism: Diachasma alloeum
Lineage: Eukaryota; Metazoa; Arthropoda; Insecta; Hymenoptera; Braconidae
Gene: Gmer
Product: probable GDP-L-fucose synthase
Exons: 7
Coding region: 225-1187 (320 amino acids)
Biological process (GO): nucleotide-sugar biosynthetic process
Molecular function (GO): GDP-L-fucose synthase activity
Source: RefSeq, a predicted model, not a curated record
UGAUUUUUCGGAGCGCACGAAGAUCAGCUCCAGAUGCCACUAGUAUUUUUUAAAAACCACAACACCCCUCCGCAACAUUUUCAAUUUCAUUUGUUCACGAACAGUAGAAUAGGCUCAAAAGCACCCGGAAAAAUCUGGAAAUAUUGUUAUCAGUCGCUAUCGAUUGCCCAAGCUCUCGGUUUUCGUUACAAAUUAACUCUCUCCAUCGCAUUGAUAACUGAACUAUGGGUGAAAAAGUUAUUCUGGUAACGGGUGGAACCGGUCUCGUCGGCAAAGCCAUCGAGAAAAUUGUUGAAACUGAUAAGAGAGAUGACGAGAAGUGGAUUUUCGUUGGCUCCAAAGACGCAAAUUUAUGUGAUAAACAAAGCACUGUUGCUCUAUUUGAUAAAUACAAACCAACACAUGUGAUUCAUCUGGCUGCUAUGGUUGGAGGGCUCUUCCAUAACAUGUCCCACAAUCUAGAUUUUUUGCGCAACAAUCUUCUAAUGAACGACAAUGUCCUCCAAACAGCGCACGAGACGAACGUCGUCAAAGUAGUGUCUUGCUUGUCCACUUGUAUAUUCCCUGAUAAGACGACUUAUCCGAUUGACGAGACUAUGGUACACAACGGACCCCCGCAUCCUUCCAACUACGGCUACAGCUAUGCUAAGAGACUCAUAGAUAUCGCUAAUCGUGGGUACUUCGAGCAGCACCGAAGAAUGUAUACUAGUGUCAUUCCCUGCAACGUAUUCGGACCGCAUGACAAUUUUAAUGUUCAAUCCGGUCAUGUCAUACCAGGACUCAUGCACAAGAUGUAUGAUAUCAUCAAGGAUGGCAACACAGACGAAAAAGUCUUCACAGUACUAGGGACCGGCAAGCCCCUUCGUCAGUUCAUCUACAGUCUAGACUUAGCGAAGCUAUUCAUCUGGGUCCUCCGUGCCUACAACUCCCCCGAGCCAAUUAUCCUAUCAGUGGACGAGACCGACGAGGUGACGAUAGCUCACGCAGCCGAGACGAUAUCAAAAGCUUUCGGCUUUCGAGGUAAAAUAGUCUUCGACACAAGUGCCUCCGAUGGACAACACAAGAAAACCGCGAGUAACAAAAAAUUGAGAAGUCAUCUGCCCGAUUUUAAAUUCACACCUUUCGACGAGGCGAUAAAAGAGACUGUCAACUGGUACAUUGAGAACUACCACCAAGCAAGAAACUGAAACGCGAGAAAUUACCAUCGACGAAAUAUCACAUGGGAAAUAUCACGAUAUAAAUAUCAUAUUUGAUGAUUAUCAACUUGGCGACGUUAUUAAAUUUCACUGAGCUGACGAGUUAUUCAAGUCGCCUGAACUGUUAAGUUCUCUAGAUUACAAACACUUCCGUGUUUUUUCUUCGCAAUUAGACAACUAAUUGGAAAUUAAUAUAUCGUCACGUAUCUGUUCUUUUCCUCCCUCUCAAUUAUCUUCAUGUACGAUCGUCUCUUACUUUCACUUAGACAAUAGCAUUUCAAUUUUAUUUUUAAAAACAAGGGUAUCUGAAAAUUCAUGUUAGACUAGGCUAUCUCCCAAUUCAUACAAUGUCUUAAUUUUCCCAUUUUUUCUUGAAUUAAAUUAAAUCGAAUUAAUUUAAUUUUUCUUCAAUUCAAUACACAACAAAUUAUCAUCGAUAAAAGGCUAAACAUCAUAAUCUAAAAAGUCCCAUCUCAUAA